UACCACAAACCACAAAGUACAAAAAAAAAAAAAAGAAAAAAGAAAGAAAAAAAGUUUAAACAAAAUGGAAAGGUGAAAAAUUCUCUUUUCAUCGAUCGCCAAAAAGCAACCGAGAACCCCUGUCGAUCGCAGGAGAGAGGGAAUCGGGAUAAAUGGGGAAGAAAAGGAAGUCGAUAGCGACGAGCCUCGAUGAGGUUGAUCGGACUAUGUACGCCUCCUUUUGCAGCGCCGCUAACUCCUUGUCUCACCUUUAUACUCAGACCAUGAAUCAGCAAAAACUCUCCUUCCAAGCUGGCAAACGCCAUGGCCUUGAAAAAAUCUAUCAGUGGAUUUGGAGACAACAAGAGGGAGGAUCAAGAGUUACAACAAUGGAUAUCCUCAGUUACCUUCAGAAUGAACUGGACUAUGGUGAAGAGCCAUCAAUGUCACCUAGAGCACCAAGCCAACAGCAGCAUUCCCAGCCUGCAAUGCAGUUCAUGAAUACCGGUUUCAUGGUCUCUACAGGCUCAUCUGGCCAAACUGCUGUGCAGGGAACUCGCCCUGACCAUUGUGAUCAGCAGUCCAAAAAUUUAGUGUUCUCAAAUGCUUUAUCAAGUCCUGUUCGUCGGAGUCUCCAGCAUUACCACAUUGCUCAAGAAGGCUACUGUCCUAAUGGCGGCCUUCCUUCAGGAAAUGGAGCCAGGAACAAUGAACCUAGCUUUCUCCAAAACCAGACUAGGGAUUCAAAUCCUCUCAGCUCUAAUGACUCCUCAAUGGACAUGCAUGCCGAUAGUCCAUCUCAUGAAUCUACCUACUGAGAAUGCAAGGUAACUUCCUUUUGAACCCCCAACGAUUAACAAGAUCAGGAAGGGCUUUUGGUGCAUCACCAUUUUGUUUGUCGCUGCUGUUACCCAAGUAAAGAAAGCAUGACAUAAAGAUUGUUAAACAUCACACAGAAAUAAAAAGCACAUUGGCACAGGUGACUGGUUGAAGGCGUUUGAAAAAGAUUAGUGUAGUGUGUUGUCUUUGUGCGCGGUUUGUGUUUCAGUUCUAUUUGCUUGGAGGGUUUAAAUUUCAUAGUAAAGCAUUUUUUGUUCAAUCAAAAUUCAGCUACUUUUUUAAGGGGAAAAAAUAUUUCGAAGGGCUUGUUAAAAUUCUCUCAAAUUUUACUUUAUAAGAAUUCCUUGUGAUUGCUUA
Molecule: messenger RNA, 1176 nt
Organism: Gossypium raimondii (Peruvian cotton)
Lineage: Eukaryota; Viridiplantae; Streptophyta; Magnoliopsida; Malvales; Malvaceae
Exons: 3
Coding region: 153-797 (214 amino acids)
Source: RefSeq, a predicted model, not a curated record